Molecule: messenger RNA, 2305 nt
Organism: Malania oleifera
Lineage: Eukaryota; Viridiplantae; Streptophyta; Magnoliopsida; Santalales; Ximeniaceae
Exons: 7
Coding region: 454-1653 (399 amino acids)
Source: RefSeq, a predicted model, not a curated record
UGAGAAUUCUCAUUGUACCCACGUGUAGCCUGCCUUCUCGUUGCUAGACAUCCCCACGCUUUUGAAAGUACGCGCCCUGUGCGUUUCUCCUUGCCCAGGUCCCCAAGUUCUCACUUUUCCGAGAGAGAGCUUUAGGGUUUUUGGAUAGCCACUGGGUUUUUUUUCUGACGGUGGCUACUAUAUUUAUUAGGGUUUCUGCAGUUUUGCCUCAUUCCUUGUUCUGUGCUUGGGGAUCUCUGAUAACGUUGUUCUCCAAUGGGGGUUUUCUAAUGUUGGUUACUAUUUCUUCCUGGAAACCCUAAUGUCUUCGCCUAUUCCGCCCCCAAAUGACUUCGCCCAUUCCGCCAGUUGUCUUUUCUUUAUCUCUAAUUCCCCAACUUGUGAUUGUAUUUUUCUCGACAACUUCUCCUUCUUUCAUGGAUUUGGUCGUGAGCCUCUGAGUUUUCUGCAGCAAUGGUGACAGUUUGUCAGACGUGUGGUGAUGAAGGUUACUCAAAUGCUUUGGUGCACUGUGAGAAGUGUCAGGUUACUUCUCAACACCGAUAUUGCUCAGAGAAAUUAACUUUCAAUGAAGAUGUGGCUUGGGUUUGUGAGGGUUGUGUACUGAAUCUUGAUAAGCCUACCCCAAUCCCACCAAGGAAGAGCGAACGGAUAAAUAAAAAAGCGUAUCAAGCAGCCCAAUCCAAAAUAAAGCUGAGGAAGAGGUUAAAGGGCAUUAGUCGUUCUAUAGCUGAGACAGAGGAGCAGAGAUAUGAUGGCCCUUGUGAAGUGUGUGAAAUAGUUAACUUCAGUGAAUAUGCAUUGUCAACCGCUGAUUAUUCUUUGUUGAACGGGAAGAAUUAUGAAGGCCAUUCUUGCGAGGAUAAUCAAAUGAAAGAUCAGGAACUUGGAACACACAGAACAUUGAUGCAGGAAAACCAAUGUAACACUAAUGAAAAAGCUGAAUCCUUUAAACUCAAGGCCUCUCAAAUGCCUGUGGGUGAUUCACUUGAUAAUUCAGACCAAAACAUUAUUGUCCAUGCACAACCAAUCAUUGAUCCUGUUUGGAGGGGUGGAUUUGACAUUUUUGACAAAAACUUUGGUUUAGUUGAAGGACUUGUAGCACAUUUGUCAAACAAAGCAUGUCUGAAAGUGUUUGAAGAGGCCAGUUUGUUUCCAGCGUUGCUUUGCCUGGAAAUGCUUCCUAGGAAAGAUGUGUGGCCGAAAAGUUUUGAGAUAUCACAGCCAAGUGAUGACAAUAUUGCCCUUUAUUUCUUUCCAGGAAACAAAAUGGAUGAGAGGUUCUAUGACCGCCUGGUGGAUGACAUGAUCAGCCAAGAGCUGGCCAUGAGAGCUGUGGUUGAAAAUGCAGAACUUCUGGUUUUCACAUCCACUGAACUACCAUUGAGCUAUUGGAGAUUUCAUGGGAAACAUUAUUUGUGGGGGGUGUUCAGGGGGAAUAAAGCUUCCUCAGAUUACCAACUGCAUGACCCUUUUUCAGUUCAAAAUAGUAGUGGAGAACAGCUUGCAUUAUUGAAUUCAGUAAAUAAUUCAGGUGGUCGAGCAGGCGCAAAAAAGUUCAAAAAGACCAAGUAUUGGAAUACUCAUAGUCCCCUCAGUCCAUUAUGCAAUGGUGGUGAGCAUGAACGCGACAUGGAACCAGUCGAGUAUUGACUAUAUUAAGGUUAGGAAAAAGUUCUGUGGCAUGCCUUGUGAUCUAUAAAUUAAGAGUUGAUGAUCGGCAGUUCAAUAUUCCGCUUGCCAUGUGCCCGAAGUGAUACCUCUUGCGGAGCUGGUUUGCAUGAGCAGCUGGGUGUACUGCAGUUGCAACUGAACUGAAGAUGCUAUCAUGCUAGUCUCUUCCUGGGAACUAUGUAUGCUGUUUGAGUUUUUGCCUGUUUCUCUGGUGGUGAUGUACGGCAGUUGUUUCUGGGAAGGCGAAGAAAAAGGAACCCAAGGUUUUUUUUUAUUUUUUUGGGGAGGGGGGGGGGGGGGGUUUGUUUGCAUUGUUUUACAGAGGUCAAUGGUGAUAUUCCCUUUGCCUAUUUAUGGGGUGGUCUCCUACACCAAUCAAUUUCAUUUUGUUUUUUCAAAUGUUAUUCGUUUGUAAAUGGUAGUGUUAUUACUUGAAUAACGUUGUAAACAAAAGAUGCGAGAUGGCACUAAAGGGAAAAGUGCUGAUACAAGAACAGAGAGGUGUUACUUGGCACUCCCCAAAAUACCAUUUGCUUUUCAUUUUUUAUUUUUGUUUUCACAUGAUGAAAUAAUGGCCCUUCAUUCUUCAUAUUGUUUCUCAUACGUUGAAUUGAAAAAUUUACUCUUUUUU